Molecule: messenger RNA, 717 nt
Organism: Cinclus cinclus
Lineage: Eukaryota; Metazoa; Chordata; Aves; Passeriformes; Cinclidae
Product: tetraspanin-7-like
Exons: 1
Coding region: 1-717 (238 amino acids)
Cellular component (GO): membrane
Source: RefSeq, a predicted model, not a curated record
AUGGCCCUGCUCAAGCUGUCCCUCAUGGCCUUCAGCUUCGUCUUCUGGGCAGCGGGGCUGACCAUGCUCAUCAUCGGCCUCUGGGCCAAGGUGUCUCUGGGCACGUAUUUGGCGCUCUCGGCCAGCGAUUAUCCCAGCGCCCCCGCCAUCCUCUUGGCCACCGGCGUCGCUGUCAUCAUCUGGGGCUUCCUGGGAUGCUUCGGCGCCGCUACGGAGCACCGGGGACUCCUGCGCGCCUACAGCGCCUUCCUGGCCGUCGUGCUGGCGGCCGGGCUGGCGGCCGGGCUCUCGGCGCUGCUGUACCGCCAGACCCUGGCGCAGGGCUUCCGGGCCGGGCUGCGCCGGGCGCUGCUGGCCUACGGGGAGGACGACGGGGUGGCGGACGCCCUGGACGCGCUGCAGCGCGGCUUGUCCUGCUGCGGUGUGGAGAGCUACCGCGACUGGCUGGCCUCGCCCUGGGGGCUGGAGCAGAACGGCUCGGUGCCCCUCAGCUGCUGCCGGGCCCGCCGCGGCUGCCAGCGCAGCCCGCCCGACGCGAGCAGCCUGCACCGCGACGGCUGCUUCGGCAGGGUGUCCGCCUUCGUCGGCAGCAACAUGUUCUACGUUGCCACCGCUGCCCUGGGGCUGGCGCUGCUGCAGCUCGUCGGUAUUGUGCUGGCCUGCCUGCUGGCUGCCCGCGUCCCUGCCCACCUGCUGGGCACCACCACCCCUCGCUGA